Daldinia loculata is the source of this 4346-nucleotide messenger RNA. RefSeq lists its product as uncharacterized. Gene Ontology annotation, molecular function: ATP binding; ATP hydrolysis activity; P-type ion transporter activity. Gene Ontology annotation, cellular component: endoplasmic reticulum membrane. The transcript has 3 exons. Gene Ontology annotation, biological process: intracellular calcium ion homeostasis. Lineage: Eukaryota; Fungi; Ascomycota; Sordariomycetes; Xylariales; Hypoxylaceae. The record is from RefSeq and is a predicted model, not a curated record. The coding region runs from base 247 to 4212 and encodes 1321 amino acids.
GCGACAGUUGCCACACGUCAUCUCGAUUUUCCGAGUUCAACAAUUUCUAUUCAAAAUAGUCUCCCUCUACUUUCGCACUUUUUUUUUGUCCACUCAACGUUAGACGUGUUAGCGCUGUUCUAUCCGCCCUGACCGCCCACGUACGAUUGAUUACAAGGGAGAAGAGUGACUACGGUUUAUAUACUUCUUGGGUCUCUUAAGUCUAGUCAAGAGGCUUAUGGGAUCACCGAGAGGCCCGGUGUUAUAAUGGCUCUCGUCGACAAUUCCCAGAUUCAGGGCGCCGAGUUGCUCAAGCCGCUCCCCCUCUAUCUUCACACAUAUGUCGCGCCUUUUGCCAUAAUAUGGCCUAUAUUCGCCCGUUAUUUCUACACCCCCGAGCUAUACGCCAAGCAUAUUGGUUCAUCUGAGUGGACUUUCGUCUGGUGCGGCGCCAUCAUUACUCUGCAGAGUUUGGUCUGGCUUAGCACAAACUGGAGCGUCAAUCUUAAGGCUCUCUUUACUGCGAGGAAAGCAAGCAGGAUCGAAGAUGCGCAACUGAUCAAGGUCAUCCCCAUCGCCAAUGCCGGCUCAGCCGACAUCUGCAAACUUAUUCGCGAUAAGGUCGGCGACGAGACAAAUCUGUCUUUUCUAUUUCAGAAGCGCCGUUUUCUCUAUGACCCUGCGAAGAAAUCCUUCAGUACCUUGACCUACGAGAUCGACGCUGAGCCUAAGCCUAAGAUCGGGAAGUUUCAGAAAUCGACCGGCAUCUCUUCUCAAGCGGAACUCACUAAGCUUGAACAAUACUAUGGCUCUAAUACCUUUGAUAUUCCCGUACCUACCUUCACCGAGCUCUUCCGAGAGCAUGCCGUUGCUCCCUUCUUCGUCUUCCAGGUCUUCUGCGUUGGUCUCUGGAUGCUGGAUGAGUACUGGUACUAUUCUCUAUUUACCCUAUUUAUGCUUGUCGCAUUCGAGAGCACGGUAGUCUGGCAACGACAGCGUACCCUGGUCGAAUUUCGAAGCAUGAGUAUUAAGCCGUACGAUAUGUGGGUGUACCGAUUGGGCAAGUGGACUGAGCUCGAGAGCGACAAGCUGCUUCCGGGAGACCUCGUUUCCGUUGGGCGAACUAAAGAGGAUAGCGGUGUUGCGUGUGAUAUGCUUCUGGUCGAGGGCACAGCUAUCGUUAACGAAGCUAUGCUUUCAGGGGAGAGCACACCGUUAUUGAAGGAUUCGAUUCAACUUAGACCCGCCGAUGCUUCUAUCGAUACCGAGGGACUAGAUAAAAAUGCUUUCCUCUGGGGUGGCACCAAAGUCCUGCAAAUUACGCAUGGUAACCCCGACGAGGAGAAGCCUAAGCUCGCCUCAGGUGUUCCACCGCCUCCUGACAAUGGUGCUAUGGCCAUCGUGAUGAAAACCGGCUUCGAGACGUCGCAGGGUAGUCUGGUUCGCACUAUGAUUUACUCGACGGAGCGUGUUUCUGCGAACAAUGCCGAAGCUUUGUUUUUCAUUCUCUUUCUCCUCAUCUUUGCGGUGGCCGCUUCGUGGUAUGUCUGGGACGAGGGUGUCAAGAAAGAUCGCAAGAGAUCGAAGUUACUCCUUGACUGUGUUUUGAUCGUCACUAGCGUCGUGCCUCCUGAGCUUCCCAUGGAACUCAGCUUGGCAGUCAAUACUAGUCUGGCAGCCCUGGCUAAGUUUGCUAUCUUCUGUACUGAACCUUUCCGUAUUCCUUUUGCCGGCCGUAUUGACAUAGCAUGCUUUGACAAGACUGGUACCCUAACCGGCGAGGACCUGGUCGUCGAAGGCAUUGCGGGACUUGGACUUGGCCACACUGGCACAGAUACCCCUCGCGAAUCUGAUGGUGCUCAUAGCCAUCUAACCUCUGUCAAGGAUGCUGGAAUGGAAACAACCCUCGUGCUAGCUAGCGCCCACGCUCUCGUUAAGCUUGAAGACGGCGAAAUUGUGGGUGAUCCUAUGGAAAAGGCCACGCUCGCAGCUCUCGGUUGGAGUCUAGGCAAAAACGAUACUCUCGCUGCGAAGCCUGCCGUCACGGCCGCAGGGGGUACCUCGGGCGCUGUUCAAAUCAAGCGCCGCUUUCAAUUCUCGUCUGCUCUGAAGCGCCAGAGCUCCGUCGCUACAGUAAAUGCUGCUGACCCUAAGACUGGCAAUAAGGUGCGCGGUACCUUCGUGGGUGUGAAGGGCGCCCCAGAAACCAUAAUGAGGAUGCUUGUUUCUAUCCCCAAGGAUUAUGAAGAGACUUUCAAGUACUUUACUCGACGGGGUUCCCGAGUGCUUGCUCUCGCUUACAAACAAUUAACAUACGAUAGCGAGCUCGGCUCUGGCAAAAUCAACGAUCUGAAGCGUGAGCAAGUCGAGGCUGACCUUACCUUUGCCGGUUUCUUGGUUCUCCAGUGUCCUCUGAAGGAUGAUGCGAAGCAAGCUGUGCAAAUGUUGAAUGAGAGCAGCCAUCGUGUCGUCAUGAUCACGGGAGACAAUCCACUUACGGCUGUGCAUGUCGCUAGAGAAGUCGAGAUUGUUGACCGUGAUGUUCUCAUUCUAGACGCCCCAGAACAAAAUCACGGAGGGGAGAAGUUAGUCUGGCGUAGCGUUGAUGAUAAGACCAAUAUCGAGGUAGAUGCGUCGAAACCGAUCGACCCCGAAAUCAUCAAGUCGAAGGACAUCUGUGUUACUGGAUAUGCGCUGGCUAAGUUUAAGGAUAAUAAAGCUGCCUGGCGAUCGCUCCUCCGUCAUACUUGGGUCUAUGCUCGCGUGUCUCCAAAGCAAAAGGAAGAAAUUCUCUUGGGAUUAAAGGAUAUGGGUUAUUUUACACUGAUGGCUGGCGAUGGAACCAACGAUGUUGGCGCUUUAAAACAGGCUCACAUUGGUAUCGCUCUUCUCAAUGGCACACAAGAAGACUUGACAAGGAUCGCAGAGCAUUCCCGCAACACUAAGAUGAAGGAGCUCUACCAGAAGCAGAUCGACCUUAUGAAACGAUUCAACCAGCCCGCGCCUCCUGUUCCGCCCAUUAUUGCUCAUCUUUAUCCUCCCGGCCCCUCUAACCCUCACUACGAAAAGGCGAUGGAGCGAGAGGCGCAGAAGCGAGGUGUUACUGUCGAAGAACUUGCGAAGCUAAAUGGUACAAACAUCGAGACCGUAACUAGCCCAGGAGCUCGGCAGCUACUGAACCAAGACCCGAGAGCAUCUAGGCAACUAGAGGCGGCUAACAAGGCCGCCGGCUUCGCUGACAAGAUGACGACCGCGAUGAUGGAGCAGGAAUUGGGUGAUGAUGAGCCGCCUACUCUCAAGCUAGGUGAUGCAUCAGUCGCUGCGCCUUUUACUAGCAAGUUACGAAAUGUCAUUGCUGUCCCUAACAUCAUUCGACAAGGCCGUUGCACACUGGUCGCCACGAUUCAGAUGUACAAGAUCUUGGCUCUCAACUGUCUCAUUAGUGCCUACAGUCUCAGUGUUCUUUAUCUCGAGGGUAUCAAGUUUGGCGACGGGCAGAUUACUAUCAGUGGAAUGCUCAUGAGCGUCUGUUUCCUUUCGAUUUCCCGCGCGAAAUCUGUCGAAGGGCUGUCCAAAGAGAGACCACAGCCCAAUAUAUUCAACUUUUAUAUCAUUGGUUCGAUCCUAGGCCAAUUUGCUGUUCAUAUUGCUACACUUAUCUACAUCGCCCGAUUCUGCGACAAGCUAGAGCCACGAUCUGAGAUGGUUGAUCUCGAGGCCGAGUUCAAGCCGUCAUUACUAAACAGCGCCGUAUACCUUCUGCAACUGAUCCAGCAGAUCUCUACGUUUGCAGUCAAUUAUCAGGGCCGGCCAUUUAGAGAGUCCCUGUCUGAGAACCGAGGUAUGUAUUGGGGUAUCAUCUCGGUUACUGGUAUUGCGUUCGCCUGCUCGACGGAAUUCUUCCCGGGACUCAACGAGCAGAUGAAGCUUGUGAAAUUUACGGAGGAAUUUAAGACCACGAUGACUGGAGUUAUGGUUAUCGACUAUGCUGCUUGUUAUAUCAUCGAGGUGAUCCUCAAGCGGCUUUUUAGCGACUUCCGUCCUCGUGACAUCGCGAUACGCCGGCCAGAGCAGAACGAGCGUGAGAGGGUAAGAAAGGAGGCAGAGAAGGCGCUGAAGGACGCCGAGGAGGAGAAGAGGCAAGCAGAGAAGGUAGCAGCUUUUGAGAGGAAGUUGGAGGAACGAAAGCAGAAGCUCCGAGAGGCGACACAAGCUGUCCGCGCUGCGAGGUAAUGCUCUAUGUUCCUUUAGAAAGCAUUUUGUUUCUAUAUAAGGGACAGGUGGGAUGUUUGAUGCAUAGAUAUGACAUUGUAGACAUAUAGAAAAGACGUUGGUUCCAUAGAUCAACCCGCCUAUAUUCUUGUUCA